AUGCCUCCCCAACUCGAUGCUUCGAUGUUCUCGGUCAAGAACGAGAAUCAUGUUGGACUUGCUAAUCUCAGCGUGGACUUUUCCCUCGUCAAGGUCGAGGUUCCUAAGCAGUUCGAAGGCUUGGGCAAGGCUCUCUCCCCGCACCGGCGAGAGAAUGCUGAGCGGGGCCCUCAGCAUAGAACGGCGCGCAGACUCGGGGCGCUGUUCGAGCAAGUUAUACCCGAUAUUGAGGUGCUAGCUGCUGUGUACGGUGAAAGGGUAUCGGAGAUCGCGGCAUCUCGUCAGCUAGACUUGAAGGUGAGUGACAGUGGGUUUGGGCCCAUCGCUAAUGCUUAUCCCAUCAGUCGUGUUAGGCGCGGCCUGCUAAUUGCGCUGCAGGAUGAAGAAUAUGGGCCGUUUUCAAGAUACGCUGGCGUAGACGGCACUUCUAUAUACGCCGCAGCAUCCUCUGGAAGCAGCGUCAUAGCUUUACAUUUGUUGGCUUGUAUGUUGGCACGCAUGCUCAAGGACGCUGAAGCUACAGCCUUCUGGGUCCAGCUGGUCGAGUCCCGACUAGAAGAGUUGAAAUCGAAGGCGGAUCCAAGUCAAAUUCAUGGCAUGGCAGCUCUUUAUACAAUUCAACAUGGCCACCAAAUCACCAGGGACGACCUGGCAGCGUGGGAUGCCAGUGCACGAGCCUGGCUUGACAUAGCGACCGAAGUAAAGAAGUGGGAAACAACGCAGCUUCGGCUCAUUCUCAACAAUAUCCCUCCGAUCGAGGUAGAAAAGGAUAUUUACAAAUUCUGGAUUGUUGCCAUGACCUCGAUCCAGAAAUCCAUCCAAGGUGUACCGCAGGAUAUCACCAACAGUGUAGUCCUUCUAGGACUCAUGUCGUGGCAUAUCUAUCCUGACCUUCAUGUUUUUUCUCCAAACCAAUUCAUCUCGUUUCAUGAUCCUCUCGUCAAAAAAGGGGGCAUCAUUACUCUUGGACUGGAGCAGAAAGGCGAAAACACCAGUGGCAUCAGCUGGUCUAUUUCUCUCUCUCACUUGCGCUUCUAUGGUGACCCAGUUACGAUAAAGAAGUCUUCAGAUGAAGAUAGCGACAGAAUAACUAUUCAGGAACUACAACUUAUCGCCUUUGGGGGAGUAUUAGGAAGCUGGGCGAACCCAGCCAUGGUCGAUAUCAACGAGGCUGCCGAAUGCUUUGACGCACUUGGGGCCGCUCUCCAGUUCGACAACUCAACAAGUGAAACGAGUUAUGAUGCUCCUCUGGGUUGGCUUGCGCCACUUAUUGCAGCUGCGAGGUUUUUCCUACUGACUGUCGACAAAGAUCGGGAGUCUGCGCUCUAUUUCAUCAAUUUUGGGAGACGCAGAGGCCGUAAUCUCCUCGGCAACGACUUGCAUGGCGCAGUGCCAAUGUUCGGGCUGUCUAACCCUUACUUCAAUUUCAGAUUCCUUAUGGAGCCUAAGAUCAGUUGCGACAAUCCAACGCAAUAUAUAACCAGACUUCGCCAGCUUGCUGAGGACUGUAACUUUCACGAGCAUGACAGCGUCAUUAUCACAGGAUCUCGUUACUCUGUCGAGCCCACGGAUCCUCAUAGCGACCAGUUCGAAGGCAAUUGGGAAUUUGCGUCUGCGAUCCCGAUGCAAAGAUUUGAUCCAGGGGAUGAGGACUGCUUCUGGCUUGCAACAAGUAACGAAUACGCAGAUAUCAAUCUGAUUGCGCGGAAGUGGAAGUUCGUUUGGAAAGAUCCUCCAUACACUUACCGCCAGCGAUACUCAGACUUGUUGGAUGAAUCCGUUCAAGAAAACGAUUGGUUUUUAUCCUCGGCCUCUCUCUCUCCUGAUAUGGCCUUUAGCCCAGUCGAACUAUUUUUCAAAUCUCUGACCGCCAUGGCUGCGGUAUCUGAUCUCUACGCAGAAUGGCCAGAAGCAAUAAUCUCAGUUGCCACCACCAAGAAGCCGUUGGGCUCCAGCUACUGGGCCUCCAAUAUAUGGAAUCACUCUACCCUCGGCCUCGAUGGCAAAUUAUGGCGCUCAACCAAAUUCUCUUGUCUGACUAUGCUUGAAUCUGGUGGACACGACAUACACCCCGAUCAAAUCGACCUAGUCAUAGCUAUGGCAACUGGAAAUUCGAUCUACGCUUCAGAAGCACUUCUGCAAGACCCUUCACUACGCGAUAACUCUGGUCUCUCUUCUUUUAGAGGAAUUCGACGCCUCACUGGCAACGUGGGGUAUCCCGGCGUAGUAUUACUUGUUCCACCGCCAAUGCCGCGCGUCCUCCAAGUCGAUAAGACGCGUGGGCGCUUUGUGCAAGCCUACCCGUUUGAUGGAACCCUCCGAAAUAGUUUUUCACAGACAUCUAUCCACCUCAAGUUUACAGAAUUUGUGGUGCCGUUAGCAAGCGCCCGUGGUGCAGUCGACGCUGAUGUGGUAUUGCGUGAAGCGCUUAUAUCUGUAUAUGAUGGAUCCAGAUGGAUUGCUGAUCUGGAUAUCCUGCAAGCCUUCGAAAGCCGGGAUCUUAUCCGAUUAGGAAUUCAGUUUACUCCCGGGGCCAAAAAGCCUGUUCUUAGGCCAUUUGCCGAGUACAUCAUGUUGCUGCUUUGA
This is a messenger RNA of Fusarium subglutinans, 2586 nucleotides long. RefSeq lists its product as uncharacterized. NCBI's taxonomy places the organism in Eukaryota, Fungi, Ascomycota, Sordariomycetes, Hypocreales, Nectriaceae. Bases 1 to 2586 code for a protein of 861 amino acids. The record is from RefSeq and is a predicted model, not a curated record. The transcript has 4 exons.